Molecule: messenger RNA, 1536 nt
Organism: Eucalyptus grandis
Lineage: Eukaryota; Viridiplantae; Streptophyta; Magnoliopsida; Myrtales; Myrtaceae
Product: glycosyl hydrolase 5 family protein-like
Exons: 4
Coding region: 1-1536 (511 amino acids)
Molecular function (GO): hydrolase activity, hydrolyzing O-glycosyl compounds
Source: RefSeq, a predicted model, not a curated record
AUGAGACGACGUCCCUCCUACUUGUGUUUCAUCGCCCUCUGGGCUCUAGUGGCCUCUCGACACGCCGAGCCCGCGAAGGCCUCGUGGCGCCUUCACACCGAAUCAAGGUGGAUCGUCGAUAAGCAGGGGCGUCGGGUGAAGCUGGCGUGCGUCAACUGGGCGUCGCACCUCGAGCCCAUGGUCGCGGAAGGGCUCGACAAGAAACCCGUUGACUGGAUCUCGAAGCAGAUUGCGUCGAUGGGAUUCAACUGCGUCAGGCUCACCUGGCCGCUCUUCAUGGUCACCAACGACUCGCUGGGUUCGAUGUCGGUGGCGCAAUCGUUCCGGGAUCUCGGGUUGGUUGAUUAUAUCGGAGGCAUUCGACAGAACAAUCCGUCUCUUCUGGAUGUUUCUGUUCUCGCUGCUUUCGGGUACGAUUUCAACCGUGACGGUAACGGGUUCUUUGGCGACCCGUACUUCGACCCGAACCUUUGGAUCAAGGGCCUCACUCGGAUGGCCACAUUGUUCCACCGCGUUGGUAAUGUGGUCGGUAUGAGCUUGAGGAACGAGCUCCGAGGUCCUAAAGAAAAUCUGCGAGACUGGCUCAGGUACAUGGAGAGCGGAGCCGAAGCGGUGCAUUUGGCGAACCUGCAUGUGCUUGUCAUAGCCUCCGGCCUCUAUUGCGACACCGACCUAUGGUUCCUUGGCCACAUACCGAUGAAGGUGAGCUUCGCCAGAAAGCUAGUUUUCGAGCUGCAUUGGUACGCAUCCUCGAGCGGGACAGUCUGGGAGGACGGCAACGCCAACGAGCGAUGCAAGGACGCGACAGACAAGGUGAUGAGCAAGGCAGGGUUCAUACUAAACCAGGGAAUGCCGCUCUUCGUGAGCGAAUUUGGAGGAGAACUGAGCGGACAAAACGUGAAUGACGACCGGUACUUCAACUGCUUCUUCGGAGUCGCGGCCAAGCUCGACUUCGAUUGGGCCUUGUGGACGAUUGUGGGGAGCUACUACUUGAGAAAAGGGAUCGUAGGGAUGGAGGAGACGUUCGGGGUGCUGAACAAGGACUUCUCUGGGCCUAGAAAUGCCAGCUUCUUGCAAAGGAUCUCUGCCCUUCAAGCCCCUUUUCAAGGUGCAACUUCAUCAAGUCCUACGCGCAGAAUUCUUUUUCAUCCGCUCACGGGUCUCUGCAUCCAAAGGAAACGAGAGCAGGAACAGCUGCAGCUAGGCGCAUGCAACGAGUCCGAAGCUUGGACCCACACGAGCCACCACACGAUCCGGAUGAGAGGAACGGAUUUGUGUAUGCAAGCGGAUCGGCUGGAGAAACCGGUGAAGCUCAGCACAAAUUGCGCGGACCACGGAUCUAGAUGGAAGACCAUUUCGGAGUCCAAACUGCAUUUUUCAUCCAACAUCGUUGGCAGUAAUGUCACCGUUUGCUUGGACAUAGAUUUUAGUACUAAGACCGUCAUCGCGAGUCCUUGCAAAUGCUUGAGAGAAGAUGCUACCUGCAACCCGGCGAGCCAGUGGUUCGAGUUGGUAAACAUGACGCGUUCAACGUAG